This is a messenger RNA of Hydatigera taeniaeformis, 402 nucleotides long. Lineage: Eukaryota; Metazoa; Platyhelminthes; Cestoda; Cyclophyllidea; Taeniidae. The record is from the annotation of a GenBank genome assembly.
AUGGAGGCAUUCAUCGGCACCUGGAGGAUGGAGAAGAGUGAGGGUUUCGACAAAAUCAUGGAACGUCUUGGAGUGGAUUUUGUCACUCGCAAGAUGGGCAAUUUGAUGAAGCCCAGCUUGAUAAUCAGCGAUUUGGGUGACGGGAAAUAUAGCAUGCGAUCGGAGAGCAAGUUCAAGACCACCGAAUUCACCUUUAAAUUGGGUGAAAAGUUUAAGGAGGUGACUCCGGACUCGCGCGAGGUCAUGUCAUUGAUCACAGUGGAGAACGGAGUAUUGAAACAGGAGCAGGUGGGCAAGGACAAAACCACCCACAUCGAUCGAGUAAUUGAGGGCAAUGAAUUGAAGACGACUGUCAAAGUGGAUGAACUGGUUUGUGUGCGAACCUAUUCGAAAGCGGCGUGA